Molecule: messenger RNA, 1840 nt
Organism: Sorghum bicolor (sorghum)
Lineage: Eukaryota; Viridiplantae; Streptophyta; Magnoliopsida; Poales; Poaceae
Product: pentatricopeptide repeat-containing protein At2g17670
Exons: 2
Coding region: 4-1368 (454 amino acids)
Molecular function (GO): protein binding
Source: RefSeq, a predicted model, not a curated record
UUCAUGGGCCGAAACUACAUCGCUACAGGCGCAGCCCAACACCCUCGUCCACCAUCCCACGCUGCGGCGCCGGCUGCUGCUCCACUCCUCUUCGCCGCCGCACAAACCCAACCAGCCUCUCCCUCCCGCCCUCAUCGCCGCCGUUGCCCGGCCCGCCCCCCGGAAGGGAUCAAGCGGACGCGCAGGAUGGGGAAGGCGCGGCACGCCGCCAAGCUCCCCCUCGCCCUCAUCCCCAAGCCAAAGCCCAGACCCCACGCCGCUUCUCCCUCCACGCCGGCGCCGCCGCCUGCUUCUCCGCCGCCCGCGCGUCCACCCGCCAAUCCUGCCAAACCCCGCAAGAAGCCCCACGUAACCUCCAAAAGAUCCACAGCCCUGCCCCCCGCUGCCGCUGCCGCUGCCGACACCGACGACGCCCCGGCCGUGCAGGAGGAGCGGAAGCCCAUCCGGACGCCGGCCGACCUCGCGUCCGCCAUCCGCGCGACGGCGGACGCCGACAUCGACGCGGCGACCGCCCUGGCCCUCUCGGCGCCCCCGGACGUGCCGCUACCGACGCACUCCCUCGCGCUUCUCCUCCGCCGCCUCGCCACCACCCGCUCCGUGUUCGCCGCGCGGGGCCUCCUCGACAAGCUCCACCCCGCCGGCGAGGACGACGGAGCCCCGCGCCCGAACCCGGCGCCGCGCGGGGCGCUGCUCGCGCUCGCCGACGUCGUGUGCCACCGCGGCGGACUGCGCGAGAUCUCCAGCAUCCUCCCGGUGCUCAGGGACCACGGCGUCCGCGCCGACGCGCACCUCUACAACGCCCUCAUGAAGGCGCACGUCGCGGCGGACGACCCCGGGGCCGUCCUCCGCGUGUUCCGGCAGAUGAAGGACGACGGCGUCGACCCCGACCUCGUCACCUACAACACGCUCAUCUUCGGCCUCGCGCGCGCCGGGAUGGUCCGCAAGGCCAGGGCUUUCAUCCACGCCAUGGCCGCGGAGGGCCACCUCCCGGACGUCAUCACCUACACCUCGCUCAUGAACGGGAUGUGCGUCCAGGGCGACGCGCUUGGGGCACUGAAGCUGCUCGAGGAGAUGGAGGCCGAGGGGUGCCAGCCAAAUGAGCGCACCUACAACACGUUGCUAAUGGGUCUCUGCAAGAACAAGAAGCUGGACAAGGCCGUCGAGGUGUACAAGUCCAUGGUAGGGGCUGGGAUGAAGCUUGACUCGCCAGCAUAUGCCUCCUAUGUCAGGGCGCUGUGUCGAUCGGGCAGCGUCGCCGACGCGUAUGAGGUGUUUGAUUAUGCGAUUCAGACCAAGAGUUUCACGGAGGUGACGGCGUAUUCUGAGCUCGAGAACUCUCUCAAGUGGCUGCGCAAGAUGAAACCAUGACACGAACUGCAAGGAGAAUGCUGUUGAUGUAGCCUCCUUGUUGCACAUGAAUUGAGCAUGGGUCUCUGCAAGAAGAAGAAGCUGGACAAGGCCGUGGAGGUGUACCGGUCCAUGUUAUUGGCUGGGAUGAAGCUUGAGUCGCCUGUGUACGCCUCCUUUGUCAGGGCGUUGUGCUGAUUGGGCAGUGUCGCCAAUGCGUAUGAGGUGUUUGAUUAUGCGAUUCAGAUCAAGAGUUUCGUGGAGGUGAUGGCAUAUUUUGAGCUUGAUAACUCUCUCAAGUGGUUGGGCAAGAUGAAGUCAUGAAGCAAACUGCAAGGAGAGUAUGUAUAGGACAGUGCCUUCCACGCAAUAAGCUGGUUCCUGUAAUCUUGUGGAGUGCUGAUGGUGAUUUUUUUUUAACUAAUGCUAUGGACAGAGUAAUGUAUCAUCCAUAUAAGUGAAGUUGAAAUAGGUGUUUUGUCUUGCUUAGUUU